CUGUCUUGCAGAAGUUAUUUAGCCAACAACUUAAGUGCUAGACACAAAAAUGGGAAACAUUAAAGUUUCCCAUAUAAGACUCAUUAUCGAUGUUUAAGCCAACUAGAUAAAAGCACAAGACAUACCAGAAAGCAAUGUAGGUAGCGUUAGCAAGCCAGUUAACGUCAGACCAUCAGCCAGCAGACAACGAACCGCGUUACCCGGUGCUUAGCUAGCUGGCUUGCGACGGCGUUAGUAUAACUAGUUAAGGGUGUUGUUGUUGUUAGCUAGCCAACCGUUACCUCGCUUCAACGAGGCAAAUGUCAGAAUAAACAAUACACUGACUGCUUCUAUGUUCCACCAGUAGCUAACUACGUGUAUAUUUAGCCAGGAAGUUUGGUUAGCUAACUAGCUAUCUUGUCAGUCAGGUCUCUGUCGGCGAGCUGCCUGCUGUGUUGGCAGCAGGAGUGGAGGGUUUUACUUCUCAAAAGGAUGCUGCUAAUGGGAUCCUGUGAAAAAGUGGAUUUUAAUAUCGCUCCUCGCACUGUCGCUCGGCUUGUCUUCGAAGCCGAGCAAGAUAAUCGAAAUGGGGGAAAUUCAUCAAAUGGGAGUACUGCCAGUAACUCUCCGCGCAGCACCCCUGGCAGCUCCCCCUCUCUGCGCCGCCGGGUGCUGGGGGGUAGUGGUGGGGGUGGAAGCAGGACCAGCGACGCGGAGGGUGGCCCGGGGGAGCGCAGUGGGGAAAGGAGGGGUUCGGACAGCCCACUACUCUCUUCCUCCGCCGGCGCCUCCGCUUACCCAAUCGCCUCGCGCCAUUUCAGCCGCAAUGCCAAGAAAAUGCAGAGCUGGUACAAUGUUCUCAGUCCCACUUAUAAACAGCGCAAUGAGGAUUUCCGUAAACUCUUCAAGAAGCUGCCAGACACGGAACGCCUCAUUGUGGACUACUCAUGUGCACUGCAGAAAGACAUCCUACUCCAGGGGAGACUAUAUCUGUCAGAGAACUGGCUCUGCUUCUAUAGCAAUAUCUUCCGCUGGGAAACCACUAUCACAAUCCUGCUGAAAGAUGUGACCACCCUGACCAAGGAGAAGACUGCAAAGGUCAUCCCCAACGCCAUUCAGAUCAGCACCGACCACGACAAGCACUUCUUCACGUCUUUCGGGGCGAGGGAUCGCAGCUACAUGAUGAUUUUCAGACUGUGGCAGAACGCACUGAUGGACAAGCCUCUGUCGCCAAAGGAGCUGUGGCACAUCGUCCAUCAGUGUUACGGCACUGAGCUGGGCCUCACCAGUGAAGACGAUGACUAUGUCUCCCCCACCGGCGAGCACAUUAACGGUCUACUGCCAGUGGAUGAGUCAGUCUCUGUCUCUGACCUGUUGGACCUCAGCUCCUUUGGGGCCAUAGCUUCUCUGGGCAGCUCCCCGUCCUCCAUGGCAGCCUUGUUCCCCAGUGGCCCCCUCCUAGCCAGCGGUGGUCUGGGCUCAUCUCCCCCCUCCUCAUCCACCUGUCUGCCCAUAGACAUCCCUGGCAGAACCUCCCUGGACCCCCCGGACCCCAGCCCGCCCAGCUCCCAGAUCUCCCUGCCCUCCACCACACACUCCACACACACCGCCUCCUUGUCCGCCCCAGCCUCGGCUGCUGCCUCUUUCUAUGUGGAGGAGGACGGGGACAGCUUGUUGGAGUCGGCCAAUCAUAUGGUGCCCCCGUCUUCCACCAGCCUGGGAAACCUCUCCUCAUUGGACCAGUUCACCAAUGACGACGAGCUGCCCACCGACCCCAGCAACUCCUCAGACACACAGGAAGAGGACGAGGUGGAGUCGUUCUGUGCGGACCUGGCUGGCCGGCUGCACAUCAACAUGGUGGUGCGCAUGAGCGUGGACAAGCUGCACGACCUGCUCUUCUCCGCAGACACACACUUCAUCCAGCAUCUCUUCUCCCAGCGCCACUUCACAGACCUGUCAGUUCGUGAGUGGCAGCAGGACAGCAGUAGUGGGAACACCAACCGGAUCCUGAGUUACACCAUCGCCAUCAACAACCCCCUGGGCCCCAAGACCGCCCCCGUAGUGGAAACUCAGACGCUGUAUAAGAACAGUGCCCCGGGCGAGUGUUACGUGGUGGACUCGGAGGUGAUUACCUCGGGCAUCCCCUACCAGGACUACUUCUACACCGUGCACCGCUACUGCCUCACCGCCAUCAACAAGAACAAGAGCAGACUCCGGGUGUCGUCAGAUAUCUGCUACAAGAAGCAGCCGUGGAGCCUGGUGAAGGCGCUCAUCGAGAAGAACACCUGGAGCGGCAUCGAGGAGUACUACAGACACAUGGAGAGUGAGGUGUGUAAGCUGGAGACCCUGCUCCAGUCUGAGGUGUCAGUGGUGACCUCUGGGGAUGUGGUGGGGGCAGACUCUGCCAAGACACCCCCGGCCAUGCGGCGACGCAAACGCACCUGCUCCCGGCGCCCGGGGGACCGGGAGAGAGAGGGAGGGGGCGCGGGAGGUGGAGAGCGCGGGGACCGAGGGAUGGGAGAGGAGCGGAGAGAGGCGGGUGGUCAGUACAAGCACGGAGAGCGGUGGCGUGGCGGAGGCAGCAGCAUCUCUACCAUACUGCUCAUAGUCAGCUUCAUUCUGGUGGUGUUGGUGGCCCUCAACAUGCUCUUGUUUUACAAGCUGUAUUCUCUGGAGAGAGCUGCGCACACACUGGAGACGUGGCACUCCUUCUCUCUGUCUGACAGUCCUCUACCCCAGUCGGCAGGAGAGUGGGCCCAGGUGUUGCAGCUCCAGAGACAGUUCCACCAGGCCCAGCUGGGCAAAUGGCAACAGAUCCUCCAAUCCUCAGUCACUCUGCUAGACCAGAUGAAACAGUCGUUGGAAAAGCUCCACCGUGGCGUCGUCACUCCAGAAGUCCAGCAGGAUCCCCCCUCGAACCCCACUUCGGAGUCUCUCACUGAGCACUGAUCCUCCACCCUCCAGCCCUCACCAGCCCUCAAGUGGGUAUGAAUAGACCACGGGGGGGUGGCCAAAGGGGGAGGGUUCGGCUUGGCCAAUCAGGGAGAGUGACUCUCACCCGACCCCCAAGCUCCACUCCUGCUUCUCUACUCAAAACAGACAGGGAGAGAUGUGGGGGGAGUGGGAAUUACCUGUAGGGGACCUUCACUACCCAUAACUCCCAACACCUCAGUUUGAGCAACCUGCAAUGGUGUUGGGGGGUGAGGGACCUUUGGGACUACGCUACCCAUAAAUCCCCACACCUCAGUCUUGAGUAACCUGCAAUGGCAAAGUUCCACCUUCCAUAGUCACCACCACCUCUCACGUCCAGACAGUUAGACUGGGAAUGUCUUCAGGACUACAGCAAUAACAUAGCAUGGUGAGCCAACCAUAUCUCCCACAGUCAGGGCUAACGGCUGGCCAGUUUGUAUAGUACCAUCCGCUCCUCACAUGCAACCAACCAUGCUGCUCUCCCUGAACCAUCUCCCCUGCCUGAGAAUCCAAGAGACGUUUUCAAGAAAGACAGACGAUCGACUGCAUUUCAACAUGUGCAGCCCUGCUGCUGCAUUUCAAAUGGACAGACUCGGGGUCCAAAGCAUUUCAAAAUGGAUUGACUUGGUCCGACUGCAUUUCUCAAAAUGGGCCAACCUGGAUUAACUUUGCGUUUCAAAAUGGAUGGAAAUUGGGAGCUUUCCCAGCCCUGAGAAACAGCUAUGGCUCUGUUCCCAGCUGAAGCCAGCCUAGGGGACUUAUGUGCCUCGGUGUGAGGGGUCCGCUCAGCUAAGUCCCCCUUGAGCCUCUGGAAAUGAGGGACACAUGAGGAGAGAGGGACGAGAGAGGGACGAGAGAGGGACGAGAGAAGGACGAGAGAAGGACGAGAGAGGGGAAAGCUCGGAUAGAUACAGGAGACUUUCUGUAAUCCAACUAUUUGUCGUUCUUUCUUUCUCUCUCUUUCUCUCCAUCCAUCUGGGAUCAGCAGCUUCCAUCUUAAAGGCUUGAUCUCUUACAAAAGCAGUCCGUCCUCUGCUAGGGGAGAGUCAUUUCAAAACAAGACUACAUUUUUUUCAUUUUCAGGUGUGAAUAAUACAAAAAGACUCCUAAAUCCUCUACUAGCUCGUUUUCUUUCAUUAGCUGUCUUUUUGAGGGUGACUGGGUCGUUUUGAGAAUUGAGAGAGCGAAUGAUGAGUGUGCGCGCCAGACCAUUACAGUAUUUAUUUAACACGACUUUGAUUUCGAAAAGUCCUGUCCCGCUCUCAAUACGAGUGAUUUUUUUUUUCUUUUUCUCUCCUAUAUGCUCUGUGUUAAUACUUCAGCACGGACCAAGAAAGAGCUAUAAAGUGAAUAUUUUAUAUUUCCUGGUCAUAGCAAUAAUGAUAUUUGGUGAUUAUACUACUUUUGAAUGUGUAAAAAGUAGUAUAUCACUAAAGUGUGUUUAGGGCAAAAUGAGACAAGCAAGCAAAGAUCUGGAGUUGGAGAAGAAGACUGACAUGUAUUAGAAAGAAGUGUCCUCAACGUCACAUCGUCACUGUUACAUUUGGUAUUAUUAAGAUUAGUAUGAUUGAGUUUGUUUUUGUCUGAGACUUUUUGUUGUUGUUUGUUUUCCGCACUUGGUCAACUUCCUAAUUGUAUUAUUGGAUGGGACUUGAAGUGUUUCAGGGUUACUGACUGUACUCUGUAGACCAGUCUGCGUUCCAAAUAACACCCUAUUCCCUUUUAUAGUGUGGUGCACUACAUAGGAAAUGAUGUGCCGUUUGGGACGCAGACUCCGUAGACCAGGUUAACAGAGGGAUGCAAUAAACUAGUGACUUUCUAGUGUGGACUGGACUUAGAAAGGACCAACCAGAAGUCUAGGCCCGGAAAAAGAUAAAGGGAAACUAUUGCAGUACUGUGUUUGAGUUCAAAUUGAUGUUAUUCCUUUUCAUUUUAUAUCUUUAUUUUGUAGUCUAUCCUGUUUCUUAUUGUUUUUGUUUUUCGAAAGGGCAUCUAAUUUUCUUUUCUGCACCCCCCCCCCCCCUGAUUUCCCCCCCACUGUCUAUCAUAAACCAUCUUCUCUUUUCCUAAUUAUUUUCCUUUUCAACCUCCCUCCUAUUGUCUCGUUCACUCUUCCCCUCUCUCUCUCUUUCCUCGUUGUGCUCCCUACCCCCCUUUCUCCUUCCGUCUCUCGCCUGUGCAAGUGUGUGAGCCUUGCUGUGCACGGCCAAACAGUGAGUGAUCAAAGGAUUUACUAUAUUUAUUAGGGUCAGGGAGGAGAGGGGGAUGGGGGUCGCGGGGAGCAAAUGUACUGUAAACGAUUUGAUUGUACACAAUGCCCUGGAGAGAAAUGAAAAGCUCUAAAAUAUGCAACAACUCAUCUGAGUUAUUUUUUUAAAGUGUGUGUGUCAUGUUAACCAUUUUCAUAAAAAGUUGAACUAAAAACGUA
Messenger RNA from Salvelinus namaycush (lake trout), 5377 nucleotides. Its product is annotated as protein Aster-A-like. The record is from RefSeq and is a predicted model, not a curated record. Gene Ontology annotation, cellular component: endoplasmic reticulum membrane; endoplasmic reticulum-plasma membrane contact site; plasma membrane. Lineage: Eukaryota; Metazoa; Chordata; Actinopteri; Salmoniformes; Salmonidae. Gene Ontology annotation, molecular function: sterol binding; sterol transfer activity. Gene Ontology annotation, biological process: intracellular sterol transport. The coding region runs from base 472 to 2928 and encodes 818 amino acids. The transcript has 19 exons.